Xiphias gladius (swordfish) is the source of this 2230-nucleotide messenger RNA. Its product is annotated as UDP-glucuronosyltransferase 2A2-like. Gene Ontology annotation, molecular function: UDP-glycosyltransferase activity. NCBI's taxonomy places the organism in Eukaryota, Metazoa, Chordata, Actinopteri, Istiophoriformes, Xiphiidae. The coding region runs from base 106 to 1686 and encodes 526 amino acids. The transcript is spliced from 2 exons. The record is from RefSeq and is a predicted model, not a curated record.
GAAUGGCAGUGAGUGAGUCUGUCAGCUGCUGUGAGGGUGGCUGGAUGCAAGCUCGUGUUGAUGUCUGAAAUCUGCUGACCGGGACGCUCUCAAUCUCUUUCAGAAAUGUACCAAUCAACCUUGGUGACACUUGCAGUGCUGAUCUGCUCUUCACCCUUGGUAAAUGGAGGGAAAGUCUUGGUGUUUCCUGUAGAUGGAAGCCACUGGAUCAACAUGAAAGUCAUCAUUGAAGAGCUUCACUCCAGAGGCCAUGAAAUCACAGUGUUGCGGCCAUUAGACACCUGGUACAUCAAGCCCGAGUCCCCUCACUACAAGUCCAUCACUAUAAAUUCCUCUGCUGGUUUUGAUGCGGAAUGCUUUGGGUCAUUCAUAACCUCAUUACUGAACCUUCGGCGGGAAGGUGCUUCACUUUGGAUUCGCAUUUCUAUGGAGUAUGAACUGAUGACCCAAUUCUAUCAGAUACAUAAGCAAGUGCUUCAAAUGGUGGGGGAGAUGUUUGAGAAUACCAAACUAAUGCAGAGCCUCCGCGAUGCCAAAUAUGAUUUGGUUCUGACAGACCCUGCAAUUGGUGGAGGUGUGCUUCUGGGUCACCAUUUGGGUCUUCCACUUGUCUAUAAUGUAAGGUGGAUUAUUCAGGAUGAGGGCCAUAAUACAAUUGCACCAACCCCAGUCUCCUAUGUCCCAUUAUCAGGGACACAGCUAAGUGACAAGAUGACAUUUACACAGCGAGUUAAGAACGUCCUUUACUAUUUUUUUACACGUUUUCAAAUUUGGUACGUCAUAGACCCAAACUACAAACCAUUUGUCCAUCGUUAUUUUGGAUCUGACGUACAUUACAUGGAGCUGUUCCAAGCGGCAGAUAUCUGGCUGAUGAGGAACGAUUUUACCUUUGAUUUCCCACGACCCACAAUGCCAAACAUCAUCUACAUGUCAGGAUUUCAGUGCAAGAACUCCAAGCCCCUUUCCAAAGAACUAGAAGAUUUUGUUCAGAGCUCUGGUGAACAUGGCAUCAUUGUUAUGACGCUGGGAACCCUGGUGGCAAAACUUCCUGAGGACAUUGCUGAGGACAUUGCAGCUGCUUUUGCCCAACUUCCUCAGAAAGUGAUCUGGAGGCACCAAGGCAAACGUCCAUCAACCCUUGGCAACAACACAUUACUCUUGGACUGGCUGCCUCAAAAUGACCUCCUGGGUCACCCCAAGACCCGAGUGUUUGUGGCCCAUGGAGGCACAAAUGGAAUACAGGAAGCCAUCUACCACGGUGUCCCCCUGGUCGGCCUGCCCCUCAUGUUUGACCAGCCUGACAACUUCUUCAGGAUGAAAGUAAGAGGUGUGGCCAAAGUCCUGGACAUUGCAACUGUGAACAAAGACAACUUCCUGGAGGCGCUCAAAGAGGUACUCUAUCAACCAAGCUACAGGGAGAAGAUGAAGAUGCUGUCCAACCUGCACAGAGAUCAGCCCAUGAAACCACUGGACCGUGCCAUAUUUUGGAUUGAGUUUGUCAUGAGGCACAAGGGAGCUCCACACUUAAGGACAGAGUCUUAUAAGAUGUCCAGGAUCCAAUACUACUCAAUUGAUGUGAUGGCAUUUCUGCUGGCGGUUAGUUUGCUAGUAUUUACUGUUUUUAUAUCUGCAAUAAAGUUUUUGUGGCGGAGAGUGUUUUCUAGAAGCAAAGUCAAAAAGGAAUGAUGAAGCUAGCUGGGUUUUUGGAUCCGGAUUUCUCGAAAAAAAACAAAAAAAACAACCAAGUCUGUUUUUUGAGUCAUGACCACAGUACAAACAGUCUUUGACUGGUAUCCUAACAUGACCGAGUGUGUAGCUGAAUGCAACCGCAAUCCUCAUAUUGUCUAAUGAUCUCAGCCAAGGAGGUCGUGUUUCUGUUCUGUUUGUUCAUUUGUCUGUUUGUUAGUUAGCAGGAGAUCUCAAAAAUGUGCAAAUAAUUUUCAAAUAAGGAUAAAGGAUUUCGUAACACUGCAGGAUUGGGAAUGUAUUUCUUAUUCUCAUAAAGUAAUGUACGUACUUAAAUGAAAUAAAAUACGUUUUACAAGAACUGGAAAGUGUAACCUGCUAUUGUCUGUUACUAAGGUUGGGCGAUUAUUGAAUAUUGUUGAUUGUCUUAAUAAUGAUUUUAAGCAAGCUGUGAAUAAAAACUAAUUUUUUGUUUAGCACAUAUGAAAAGUUCUUUAUCAUUUCCUGACAACAUUUUAUUAUUUUAUAUGUACUUCUGUAUAUG